This is a messenger RNA of Tachysurus fulvidraco (yellow catfish), 1171 nucleotides long. It is a transcript of the gene tnni4a, whose product is annotated as troponin I4a. The record is from RefSeq and is a predicted model, not a curated record. Gene Ontology annotation, cellular component: troponin complex. Gene Ontology annotation, biological process: muscle contraction. The coding region runs from base 288 to 836 and encodes 182 amino acids. The transcript is spliced from 9 exons. NCBI's taxonomy places the organism in Eukaryota, Metazoa, Chordata, Actinopteri, Siluriformes, Bagridae.
AAUCCACCACACGGACCUGUUCUCUGCCUGACUGCUCAUUCUCACUGACAUCUUGUUACAGCGAUCUUCUGUAUUUCAUUGUCCAAAUUCACCUUUAAGACCCCAUUAACCAGAGCACUGUGGCAUCCGUGACCUCGGCAACAAUAGAGGAGACGACCUGAGCCACACCUUGCUGGCUAAGGUCACAGAAUGUCAGAUCUCUGCCCUGUAACGCUCACUGAACUGAAGCAUUCUGGGUAAAUUACAGUUCACCACAUGUGGUGAAGAACACGUAGUGCAGUGUGACCAUGUCUGAGGGACCGAGGAAGUCCAGAUCAAAAUCCAAGUACCCGGCAACACGUAGGCUCCUGCUGAAGACCAAACUUCUUAAGAAGGCAGAGAGUCUCCUUGUCAAAGAAAAAGAGCAGAAGAAAAUAGACCGAGACAAUGCUUUGAAUGAGAGAGUUCCUCCUCUAAAGCUCUCAGGACUCUCAGUAAAUGAGCUUCAGGAGCUUUGUAAAGAUUUGCACCAAAAGAUUGACAUUGUGGAUGAGGCUCGAUAUGACCUUUCGGUAAAAGUGGCCAGAAAUGCUUCAGAGAUUCAAUCACUGCAGCAGAAGAUCUACGAGCUGAAAGGGAAAAUGAGCAGACCUAAACUGAAGAGAGUGAAGAAGUCGGCAGAUGACAAGUUGGGAGCCCUGACAGACAUCAAGCUCAUGAAGGCCGACUUCAAAGCCAACUUGAAGACUGUGAAGAAGGAGGAGGAAAAGAAAGAGGAGGUGACAGACUGGAGGAAGAAUGUGGAAGCCAUGUCUGGGAUGGAAGGCAGGAAGAAACUUUUCAAUGCCGGACAGUGAACCAAAAAUGGUUUCCUGUGGUGCUUUUACAAUAUUUAAAGUUUAAUGGGAAAAUAUUUGAUUCAUUAGAAAUAUUUCUCCUAAAGAACUCUGUAUGGAUUUCUCUUGAUGUGUUUUGUGUGUCUGUUUUUCGGGGUGAUUGUUGAAUAUUCCAAAAGGCAUUUAUGCCUUGUGUAGAGUAAUGAGUGUUGAUUUAAAGCUAAAUUAUGGGGCAUAUUACCAGGAGAGAUGGAUAAGAUGGAAAAACAACAUAAUAUUCCUAUCCUACCAACUAUGUAAAUAUUUGAUUCAUAUUCAGUGUGAUUAGCCUGAAUAAAUUUACUCUGGUUUCUUCA